CGGCCUGGCGGAGGAGGUGGAGGCGCAGGGCGCGGGGUUGCGGCGUACUAGCGGUGCCCGCCGAGGGGAGGAGGCGGAGGAGCUGCGCGGCCAGAGCGGGAAAGAGACUCACCUCGGCGGCGACGGAGCGGUGGCGCUGCCGCAGCUCGGCUCCUGGGGCUGUGACGAGACGGAGCGUCUGCUGUCCCUUCAGGUUCCCCUCGGAGCGACCCGCGCGAUCGGAAAGAGGGUGAAGAUGGAGGGGGAGGGCGGCGGCGGCAGCGGCAGCGGCAGCGGCGCGGGCACCAGCGGGGACGGCGGGGACGGCGGCGAGCAGCUCCUCACUGUCAAGCACGAGCUGCGGACCGCCAACUUAACAGGACAUGCAGAGAAGGUGGGAAUUGAAAAUUUUGAGCUGCUGAAGGUCCUAGGAACUGGAGCUUAUGGGAAAGUAUUUCUAGUUCGUAAAAUAAGCGGUCAUGAUGCUGGAAAGCUGUAUGCCAUGAAAGUUUUGAAAAAGGCAACAAUAGUUCAAAAGGCUAAAACUACAGAGCACACAAGGACAGAACGACAAGUUCUGGAGCACAUUAGACAGUCGCCAUUUUUGGUGACACUGCACUAUGCUUUCCAGACAGAGACCAAACUUCAUCUCAUUUUAGAUUAUAUAAAUGGUGGAGAACUUUUUACUCAUCUUUCUCAAAGAGAGCGUUUCACAGAGCACGAAGUACAGAUCUAUGUUGGAGAGAUUGUGCUCGCCCUGGAACACCUGCACAAGUUGGGGAUUAUAUACCGUGACAUUAAGCUUGAAAAUAUUCUACUUGAUUCUAAUGGCCAUGUGGUGCUGACAGAUUUUGGUCUGAGUAAGGAGUUUGUGGCUGAUGAAACUGAAAGAGCAUAUUCUUUUUGUGGAACUAUUGAAUACAUGGCACCAGAUAUUGUCAGAGGGGGUGAUUCAGGACAUGACAAGGCAGUUGACUGGUGGAGUUUAGGUGUUCUAAUGUAUGAACUACUAACGGGAGCAUCUCCUUUCACUGUUGAUGGAGAAAAAAAUUCCCAGGCUGAGAUAUCUAGGAGAAUCUUAAAAAGUGAGCCUCCAUAUCCCCAGGAAAUGAGCGCUCUAGCUAAAGACCUGCUUCAGCGGCUUUUGAUGAAAGAUCCCAAGAAGCGAUUGGGAUGUGGCCCCCGGGACGCAGAGGAAAUCAAAGAACAUCUCUUCUUUCAGAAAAUAAAUUGGGAUGACUUAGCUGCCAAAAAAGUGCCUGCACCAUUUAAACCAGUGAUCCGGGACGAGUUAGAUGUGAGUAACUUUGCUGAAGAGUUCACAGAAAUGGACCCUACCUAUUCUCCUGCAGCCCUGCCCCAGAGCUCUGAGAGGCUCUUUCAGGGCUAUUCCUUUGUUGCUCCUUCUAUCCUCUUCAAGCGUAACGCGGCUGUCAUAGACCCUCUUCAGUUCCAUAUGGGAGUUGAACGCCCUGGAGUAACAAAUGUUGCCAGGAGUGCAAUGAUGAAGGACUCACCAUUCUAUCAACACUAUGACCUAGAUCUGAAAGACAAACCUUUGGGAGAAGGAAGUUUUUCGAUUUGUCGCAAGUGUGUUCAUAAAAAAAGUAACCAAGCAUUUGCCGUCAAAAUAAUCAGCAAAAGGAUGGAAGCCAAUACUCAGAAAGAAAUAACAGCUCUAAAACUCUGUGAAGGACACCCCAAUAUCGUGAAGCUGCAUGAAGUUUUUCAUGAUCAGCUCCAUACAUUCCUUGUGAUGGAACUUCUGAAUGGGGGAGAGCUGUUUGAGCGCAUCAAGAAGAAGCAGCACUUCAGUGAGACUGAGGCCAGCUUCAUCAUGCGCAAGCUUGUCUCAGCUGUGAGCCACAUGCAUGAUGUUGGAGUGGUGCACAGAGACCUGAAACCUGAGAAUUUAUUGUUCACUGAUGAAAACGACAACUUGGAAAUUAAAGUAAUUGACUUUGGGUUUGCACGCCUCAAGCCACCUGACAACCAGCCCCUCAAGACACCAUGCUUUACUCUUCACUAUGCAGCACCAGAGCUCUUGACGCACAAUGGCUAUGAUGAGUCCUGCGACCUGUGGAGUUUGGGUGUCAUCUUGUAUACAAUGUUGUCAGGGCAAGUACCGUUCCAGUCUCAUGAUAGAAGUUUAACAUGCACCAGUGCGGUAGAAAUCAUGAAGAAAAUUAAAAAGGGAGAUUUCUCCUUUGAAGGAGAAGCAUGGAAGAAUGUAUCCCAAGAGGCUAAAGAUUUAAUUCAAGGACUUCUUACAGUUGAUCCAAAUAAAAGGCUAAAAAUGUCUGGCUUGAGAUACAAUGAAUGGCUUCAGGAUGGCAGUCAGCUGUCCUCCAAUCCUCUGAUGACUCCAGACAUUCUGGGAUCUUCAGGAGCUGCUGUGCACACCUGUGUGAAAGCAACCUUUCAUGCCUUUAACAAAUACAAGAGAGAAGGGUUUUGCCUUCAGAAUGUGGACAAGGCCCCUUUGGCUAAGAGGAGGAAGAUGAAGAGGACAAGCACCAGCACGGAGACGCGCAGCAGCUCCAGUGAGAGCUCCCGCUCCUCCUCCUCCCAUUCCCAUGGCAAAACGACGCCCACCAAGACGCUGCAGCCUGGCAACCCCACAGACAGCAGUAACCCAGACACCCUCUUCCAGUUCUCAGACUGAGUACUGUGGGAAUGGUAGGACGUCUUGGCUGACCCUUGCACCUUAGUUCCCUCAGCAUGUGCCUGAGGUAUGAUCUGUGCUUUAAAAAGAUGUCUCCCAUUGUUCUCAUUGGAAUCUGCCUCUUAAUGAAAAAAAAAAAAUUUGGGGGGGGGGGGGGAGGACCUGUUUGGUUAUCUUUGUCCAAAAGCACUGAACAGCGUUACUGUGAAUAGAGGACACAUGAUACUUUUUAGCGGACUAGCACGAUGCCAGCUCAAGAUUCUUCUUGAAACAGCAAAGGUUUCUGUAAUUUUAGUGACGGGUUAGAUAAGUCACAGAUGUUCACAUGUCUGCCAAGAAGACUUGAUGACUUCUGCUAUGCCUGGUGAACACGGUUUUUAAGAGACUUGUACCCUUUGGGUAGUGACCAGAGAAAAAAGGUCUGUUUUCAAAAGAGAUCCUAUAAUGAAUUUUAUGUGUGGCUUUGUUUCUUAAAAAAGAAUUUUAACUUAUUGUUUUUAUUUUAUGGUCAUAUAUACUGAUAACUUGCUAUUAUUAAUCUUUUUCUAAAAAGUGAAAAAAUAUUUAAGAAUUUAAGGUCCUGUAUUCUGCACUUGGGACCAUCUGAACUGCAUGCUAAGCUAUGUUUGUUUUAAAUUUUGCACUGCUCUUUCCUGGCAGUCUGUUUUAAUGGUUAUUGCAGGAAUUAAGGUACAUGUUUCUUGGUUAAUGUAAUACAGCACUUUAUAAAAUAGUAUGAGUAUUGCAGUCUGUCUUAUAAGGUGCACUAUUUAAAGCAUAUGUACUGUAUUUUUGCUAUUCUUUUCAGUAUCUACUUUAAUUUGCUCUCACAUCCCUCUUCUGCUUUCUAUGCAGCAAGUAGAAAGGGACAUGUUGUAUAGUGACUCAUUAGCCACUUAUGCAUCAAUACAAGGAAAAGGAAAGGGAAAUUAUACUCAACACUGUGCUUCAUAUCUGUACACUGUGUUGCACUACAGUGAAGCAUUUUCUCCUGUAGUCAUAUAUUAUGUACAUAAUAUUUUAGAACCAUACCUAUACUUGUUUUUGAAAUAUUUCUGUUAAAUUUUAAAUCCACAAAGCAUUUUAUAAACUUAUGCAGAGCACUUUUAUUGCUCAAAAGUUCUAAAUUGAUAUAGACAAGUGCUAUGCCAUGAAGACAUUUCAUUGAAAGACUGCUUCAUUUUACAAUUCAUAAUACAAACGAAUUAAUUCCCUAUGCAAAAAAGAAAUUACAGGAUUUGUAUUUUUUUUUCCUUUAAAGCCAUUACAUGGAAUGUCAGGACUAAGAAAAAUGAUCUUCACUAUGUUUACAAAAAACAUGCUUAAAAAGAUACUACCCAACAUGUUUAUUUUAGUUUUGUUAGUGAUAACUCUUCAGCAUUAGUUUGGAAUUUGGACAUGAUACCUAUUUAUCUAUUUCUUAAGGUAAUAGCAGCAUUAAUUUUAACCAGUGAUGAGGACUAAAAAUACUGCAUUCUGUGUAAUGGUAAUGUAUUUAUUACUAAAUCAGUGUACAUAUUAAUAGUAUAGGCAACAAAAAAUGGCAAAUAUUAAAAUAUUUUCAAAACAUUA
This is a messenger RNA of Onychomys torridus (southern grasshopper mouse), 4216 nucleotides long. It is a transcript of the gene Rps6ka5, whose product is annotated as ribosomal protein S6 kinase A5. Gene Ontology annotation, biological process: protein phosphorylation; regulation of DNA-templated transcription; intracellular signal transduction. The transcript has 17 exons. Gene Ontology annotation, molecular function: magnesium ion binding; protein serine/threonine kinase activity; ATP binding. The record is from RefSeq and is a predicted model, not a curated record. The coding region runs from base 236 to 2644 and encodes 802 amino acids. NCBI's taxonomy places the organism in Eukaryota, Metazoa, Chordata, Mammalia, Rodentia, Cricetidae.